ACUAAGAACUGUUUGUCAACAUCAUAUUGAUUUUUUCUUUCUUUUCUAAAAUAUCAAACCAAUAAAUCAUCUAUUAAAAAAAAAAUUAUAUCCGUCGUCAUUGCAUAAAGUACAAAGCAAGUUUAUACGUUCAAAUCAAUCCAUUACACAUUAAAACGCAUCGUUUGCGUUAAAACAACGAAAAUGUGAACAUUCUAACAUUUUGCACCGUAUAUAUGUAAAACUAAUUUCUAUAAUAAUAUUACUUCUGUGGGACUGUAUCUAUUGUGAAUUUAAUAAGUGCGUUUAGUGCGUCGUUAGUUUAUUUUUAAUGAAAACAUCAAAAACGCUUUCCGCGAACGCCUUAUGACAUGAUGAAAAAAUCAAUAAAUUCUGCAGGGUCGCGGUUGCUAGGAUUUGAUUAACGCUAUGCAGUAAAAAACCGCCCGAUAGAUUACACAAAUAUUCGAAAAUGCCAGUGCAAAUAUAAAAAACAGCAAAAAAAACACGGAGAGUAUAAUGGGGCAAAAAGUUAUACCCAUACUAAAAUGUAUAGUUUUAUUUCUGUUUAUUUUCACCGCGAAAGUUUUGACGUCGAACAAGCAUGAUUCUCAGGAGGUUAGAAACAGCUUUCAUCUAUUGAAACCACAAAAUUAUAUAAGGACAUUUACGAAAUAUCACCAUAGAAGAAAUAUACACAAGAAUAAUGAUAUAAAUAACUUCUGGCUGAUGCAAGACCGCCAUACAUACAUGGGGAAAAGAGACCUAGAAAAUUUAGACUAUAAAGAUAUUGAAACAGUGAUUAAUGAGCCACUCAAUGAAAUUAUUUCUAGUGGGAGUUGGUUUGGAAAGAAAGAUAAAAUAAGAAAGAGAAGUGUAACAAAACCGAACGAAUUUGGAAGAUUCAAUGAUAUGAAUUCGAAUGAAUUGGUUUCGGGCAAUAUACCAGUUUUGAGUCAGUUUGCAGCUGACUCUGUCAGUAAACACACCAGUUCUAUAGAUCAUAAAAUUUCAAGCCAGUCAAAAGAAGUUAUAAUAAAAAAUGAAAUACCUAGUUACAUUAAGAAUACGAAUGUGAAAAAUGCUAUCGUUGUUACCGAUCCACCAACCACAAUGGGACCUACAAUAUCAUGUAUAUACAAAAUGCAGAAUGUGUUCCACAGUGCUACCCUGUCUUACGAUGAUGACACGAACGCUCAAACUAUGACAGUGAAUGAUGUUUAUAGAGAGAGGCCAAUAACAGAUAUGAAACUUGAAACCGGUGAAACAGUAAGAGUUGAACACUGUACACAUACACGAGAUGUUUGCUACACAUUCUGGCAUAUGCAGGAUCAAGGAAAUAUUACAAUACUUGGACAAGGUUGCUGGAGAUCAGCUGAAACAGCAAGGGGCAUUAGCACAUGUGACAAGUGCAUGCGUGCCCCCAAACGAUUGCCGGGUUCUAAAUUCUGCUGUUGUACCAAAAGUUACUGCAACAGUGAUUUCUUAUCACUUAAAGAGGAGACGGUGACGAUAUCUGCCGAGUCUACAAUGAACACAGCAUCUCAGCAGCCGAGCUAUUCCAACCUCGUCGCUUCGUCAUCCCUAGCCCUAGUCGCGAUACUCGUGAUGGCGAUAGUCGUUAAGACGUUUUAUUGCAAACGCAUCAACAUCGAUAAGGGGGAGCUUAGUGACGGAACUGAUGUCGAGAAAGGUGAUAUAAUGGGCAACUGCCCCGAUUCGCUGUCCACGGGACUACUGUGUGUCGACAAUCUGACGCUUAUCGAGCAUAUAGGUCAAGGUAAAUUCGGUUCAGUGUGGCGCGGUUCAUUGGGCUCAACGCCAGUUGCUGUCAAACUGUAUUCCAGCUCUAGCGCCUGGCAGAAAGAGACGGCUAUAUACGCGUUACCUCACCUGUCUCAUCCAAAUCUACUCAGAUAUUACGGCAGUGAAACAAGACCCACUCUGACUGAGGGUGGCGGGAGGGAGCAUCUAGUCGUUCUAGAGCUUUGUGUGGGAACUUUGAGGGCGAAGCUUCAAGCUCAGACGUUAAGCUGGUUGGAGUUCGCUACUCUGGCUCACGGGAUAGCCGCCGCACUGGCACACCUACAUACACCAAGUAAGUGUUUCGGGAACAAACCUUGCGUGGUCCAUCGCGACGUGAACAGCAACAACGUGCUCAUAGCGAGCAACGGCACCGCCAGACUCGCCGACCUGGGUCUGGCCCAAGUCUUGCAGCCCAGGAGAGAGCACACAGCUCCAAACAGGAUCACUGAGGCCGGUACCCUCCGAUAUCUCGCGCCCGAAGCCCUAGAAGGCGCGCUGGACCUCAGCGGAGCCCGGGCGGCCUUGUGCGCCGUCGACGUGUACGCCCUCGGGCUCGUCCUCUGGGAGCUGCUGUGGAGAACCGCCCCGGCCCACAGCGGGCCCACGCCCUGCUACAUGCUGCCCUACCAGCAUCUGGGGCUGCCGGCCAAUCCCACGCUGCAUCACAUGCAGACGCUGGUGUCCCGCAAGAAGGCCCGGCCUCCAGUGCCGCGCGGGCCGGGGCUCGCGCAGUGCACGGCCGCCGACACGUGCGACGAGUGUUGCGACCACGACGCAGAGGCCAGGUUGACCGCGGUGUGCGUUGAGGAACGCAUGGCCGAACUGAAGCAGAUACUGCAAGCCCAGGGACCUCUGAUACACGAUAACAACUUGCAUCCGAAUUCGGAGACGAGCCCGCCCUCGCCAGCCGAUCAGGACAAGAACUCGAACUGCACGGCGUUACGUCACGGUUGUGACGUCACGACCCCGCUGCUCUACCCGCACCCGCACAUGGGCCGCAACGCGUGCAUCGAACGCAACACGCACACGAGCACGCAGCAAUACGUGACGCUCAUACACAAGAGCCUGAAGGACAUAUCCGACCCGAGCGACGACAUCCGACUCGAGAACAUAGACGACAAUUGCUUGUCUGUGGCCAGGGGCUCGCCCAGGGUUGCCGUACCGGAAAAUUCGGGGCCGAACGUGACCAGGUCACACCAGCGCCCGCUAGAUUACGUUCAGAACGACGUGAGCCACCACGACGUCGACCGGGGACCGAAGCAAACCAAUUUACUGCAGGAGACAAGAACCGAGAAAACCGGAUGGGGCAUCAGGAAGUUCUUCGAGAAGUUCAACAAGAACAAAAUGGAUACGGAAGUGAAGCUCGCACCGGAAGGCCAGAGAACGAGGAUAUCCGUAGUUAACGACAAGAACAACUACAACAGACCCAGCAACUUGGUCCUGAGCCAAGACCCGAAUCUUAUAUACGAAGCGCCCUGCCUCUCGCCGCCAAAUCGAACCCUGUCCCCUAACAUGAUGGCGGACGCGACCUUCAAGGAGAUACCCUCGCACAACGACAGUCACAUAUACGCGGUCAUCGUGCCGAAAGUCCAACCGGACGUCAGCGGUAUCAAGAGCAAGAACGGUAGCAGUUCAGAGAGUUUGAAACAGUCUGUAGGGACCUCCGCCUCAUCCCAGAGCGUUUACAGGAACAACUCUGAAUCCGGGGAUUGGACGCUCAAGAAUCGACUGAGCCGCGACAACAAGCCCGGCUCUAACAGCUCAUCCAGGGCCAGUAUCAAUUUGGAGUUGCAGUUCAUAGAGGGUGGGAACCCAGCGGCCAGUCCCUUCGAGUUGAACUCGGAUUGUUCUGGAAGUGAAGACGAGCAGCUGCUACUGUUGUCCGAGAACGGGGGCUCGAGGAUCACGAUGCAGACUGUCAGCAAGGACCCCAAGUACCAGAACGACGUGCUGAAGGAGAGCCAAAAGAAAACGGUGACCUUCAACAAGAACCACAACCGCUACUCGAACUUCGACAACGAGGUCAGCGACCCCAACGACAAGGAGAACGUAGCGAAUGGCUACAGCGGAGACAACCCCGCCUACCUGCCCGCCCCCCCCAACGCCGCCGCCCCCGCGCCCCGCAAGCCCACCGUGCGCCGCCAGCGCUCGCUCGAGCAGGUAAGCGACAUCUUCAGCACGGUGAGCGACGUUAAACUAGUGAAGCCGGCGGGCCGAGUCAAGACCCCCGGCGACCUUCCCGUGGCCCUGCGCAAGGCCAGGCGCGACCGAGCCCUUCAGAAGGGCCGGGACAGCGCCAACAGACUGAGCCUGUACGACGACAGCGUCAUGUUAGGGAACACCCUGUAGUUGCUCUACGUACGUGUCUUCGGUUGAGUGUUAAAUGCUCGGAGUGUAACACGAAUGUCGUUUCACCCAUUGAACGAGCUAAUGUCUUAAGUGAGGUCUGAGAUCAUCGACGCCUUCAUUUAGUCGGACUAUAUGAUCAGUCGUUUUAAUUUAGUCGGAUUAUAUGACGAGUCGUCAUAAUUUGGUCGGAUUAUAUGACGCGUCGUCUUCAUUUAGUCGGAUUAUAUGACGAGUCGUAAUAAUUUAUUCGGAUUAUAUAACGAGUCGUGUUAAUUUAGUCGGAUUAUAUAUUGAGUUGUAUUAAUUUAGUCGGAUUAUAUGACGAGUCAUAUUAAUUUAGUGGGAUUAUACGACGCGUCGGCUUCGUUUAGUCGUAUUAUAUGACCAAUUGUUUUCAUUUAGUCCGAUUAUAUGACCAGUCGUCUUCAUUUAGUCGGACUGUAUGAGGAGUCGGUUUAAUUUGGCAAUUUUAGAAAACCGUCAAUAUCCCUUUUUAUAGGAAGGGUCUUUUGGAUUACAAGGCAGCUAAGACUUCUGAAGGUCUGAUUACAAAAGGAUGUCGGAAAAAAAACCAUACACCUCCAAUCGAUAAACUCCUCCAUUAAUAUUAAAAGUCGGUUAGUAAUGGUCAUGAACAUGAAGAUUGAUGACUGAAUCGAAUCUCGUGCUGGCACGUGCUUGUUUUUGUUUUUGUUUUACUGUGAUAAUAUAGGCAAACGGAUAAUCGUAAGUCCGAACAUCAAUGUAUCGCUAGUUUUAGUCGUUUUACUGGUGGUAGGACGUCUUGUGAGUCCGCACGGGUAGGUACCACCGCCCUGCCUAUGUCUGCCCCGAAGCAGUAAUGCGUUUCGGUUUG
Molecule: messenger RNA, 4990 nt
Organism: Bombyx mandarina (wild silkworm)
Lineage: Eukaryota; Metazoa; Arthropoda; Insecta; Lepidoptera; Bombycidae
Biological process (GO): cellular response to growth factor stimulus; protein phosphorylation; BMP signaling pathway
Cellular component (GO): signaling receptor complex; plasma membrane
Molecular function (GO): ATP binding; transforming growth factor beta receptor activity
Source: RefSeq, a predicted model, not a curated record